Messenger RNA from Haplochromis burtoni (Burton's mouthbrooder), 5542 nucleotides. RefSeq lists its product as uncharacterized. Lineage: Eukaryota; Metazoa; Chordata; Actinopteri; Cichliformes; Cichlidae. The transcript is spliced from 10 exons. The record is from RefSeq and is a predicted model, not a curated record. The coding region runs from base 3289 to 4965 and encodes 558 amino acids.
AAUCAAUAAUUAGUUACUGAUUACUUUUUUCAAGUAACUUGACCAACACUGCUCACCACAGGUGGAAUUUUUAAUAUUAAAGUGUCAUCUUUUCUAUUCACUGAGAGAGUUUUCCUCGAUACUUGUUAUAGCACUGUAUCUCCCACCAAAUGCUAAUGCUAACAUGGCACUAGCAGAGCUGUCUCCAGCUAUCAACGAGCUCCAGACUGCACACCAGUAAGCUUUUCUUUUUGUAGUCAGUGAUUUCAACCAUGCGAAUCUCAAGACAGUCCUCUCCAAAUUCCAUCAACACGUGAACUUUCUAACCAGAAAAAGAACUGCCUGGAUACAGUUUACACUAACGUGUGCGGAGCCUACAAGGCAGUUCUGUGCCUGCACAUCGGCUCAUCUGACCAUGCCACUGUGUUGCUGCUGCCCACCUACACAUCACUGCUGAAACGCACAAGACCUGCCAGGAAAACCAUCAGAGUCUGGCCGAGUGGGGCUGUCUCAGGGCUUCAGAACUGCUUCGAGUGCACAGACUGGAACAUGUACAGAGGCAGCCACCCAAAAUGGCUUCUUGGACCUGGAUGAGUUCACUGUGACUUGCUACAUCAGUAAGUGCACAGAGACGGUCUCCAAAAACAUCACCACGAGAGCCAAUGAGAAGCCCUGGUUCACUGCAGUGGUACGUGCAUGUCUGAGAGAGAGAGAUGCUGUUUUCCGGUCUGGAGAUAAAAUGGCUCUCAGAACAGCCAGAGCCUACCUCUCUCGCACCAUCCGACAAGCAAAGCGUGCACAUGCACAAAAGAUCCAGAGCCACUUCCACAAACACAAAAAAACUCUUGCAGGUUAUGGCAGGGCAUUCAGGCCGUCAGAUAGUACAAGCCUGCAUCAAACAGCUGUGAUGGAGAUACUCACCAAGGUCAACCCACGAAAAGCUGCUAGACCAGACAACAUCCCACACAGACAUUUUCAACUCAUCACUGAGCCAGAUGAUUGUCGUAGCAUGCUUCAGCACCACUGUCAUCCCAGUGACAAAGAAAUCCUCUGUAUCCUGCCUGAAUGAGUACCGUCCCAUCGCCCCAACACCCACCAUCAUGAAGUGCUUCGAGAGACUUGUCAUGGCACAUGUGAAGGGCAACCUCCUCUGUUCACUGGAUCUGCUGCAGUUUGCAUACCGGCCGAACAGGUCGACCGAGGAUGCUACUUCCACUGCACUUCACAGAAUACUGUUCAUAGACUUUAGCUCAGCAUUCAACACGACUGUUCCACAAAAACUGUUAGACAAAUUUAGCAAGUUGGGACUGAGCACCUCUCUCUGCCACUGGAUACUAGAUUUCCUGUCAGAGAGGCCUCAGUCCGUCCGAAUCUGUGACAAUCUCGCUCCACCCACACGCCAGUCAGCAUCCACGGUUCCACGGCAGAGACUGUUAACCGCAUGUCAACCGCAAGUUCCUGGGAGUUGACAUCUCAGACCACCUCACCUGGACCACCACCUCCAUCACCAAAAAGGCCCAGCAGCGCCUCCACUUCCUAAGACGCCUGAAGCGGGUCAACCUUCCUCCUUCCAUUCUCACCAUGUUCUACAGGGGCACCAUAGAGAGCGUUCUGACCAGCUGCAUCUCCGUGUGGUUUGGAAACUGCCAAGUCGCGACCUCAGCCAGCUACAAAGGAUUGUUAAAGCAGCUGCCAAGAUCAGAACAUCUCUCCCACUGCUACAGGACAUCUUCCACAAGCGCUGCACCAGUAAGGCCUCCUGCAUUGUGCUUGACCCCUCACACCCCUCACAUGGACUCUUUUCUCUCCUUCCAUCCGGACGCUAUCGCAGUAUUGGGCCACAUCCUCCAGACUGCGGGAAAGCUUUUUCCCACAAGCCAUCAGACUCUUGAACUCACUACCGGCUCUCCCACUUCCCCCCCACCGCACACACCCACACAAACCAUUAACUGAUUCUAUUGCACUUUACACACCACUACCUCUGACAUGCUGUUCUAUGGACAAUUUUUACUCCCAAGAAAAUCUGCUCAAGUUUACAAGCUGCUACACUGUUCACUUUAAACCACUCUAAACUGUGAAUUGUAAAAUGCAAAUUUUAUAACAUUAUCUCUUUUAUUGAGAAAGCAAUUGAACACGACAGUAGUAUGGCUUUUUACACUAUCUUUGCUUUCACAUUUUUUAACUUAUAGUUGAAAAGAAAAAAGAGGGGAAAAAAAGGAAAAAAAAGACUUGGGUUAGGAGGUAGCAGGGUGGGUAAGUUCACAUAAUACUCAGAGCUUUAAGGUAAAAAAAAAAGCAUGGUUCAUAAAAAAAAUCACACCUCACAGGCUUAACAUAUUCUGUCCAUUUAGACCAUAUUCUGUAAAAGGUAUCCCUCUGAACUUUAAGAGAAAAUGACAAUUUUUCCAUCGUACACAGCAAAUCUAUGGAGUUAAAAAUUCUGGAGUUAGGCAUAAAAGUGCACAAGAGUUACAUUCCGGGAGUUUAUUUUUCACCUUAUACUACAGUCAGUGUUGGGGAGUACUCUAAAGCGGUGUAAUAUUUAGGUGUUCAUUCACUGGGUGCUAAGGAGUCUAAUUCAACACAUUGCUGGUGUUGUUUGUCUGUCGACCGUUACCGCGCCUAUCUGUGCUUGUCUCUUGGACUCCGACAUGUAGGAGGUAAAAAUACUUUAUUUAUUUUGGAAUUUUCUGUGAGUGUAGUAAUGUUAUUUAUAUAUAUAUAUUCAGUUACAUGGAUGCAUAAGUAAAAUAUAAAGUUAACUAACUAGCACUACAUGCGUUUUCUGCAUGUUACGCUGAUUCGUUGAUAGCAGCUAGGCUAACAUUAGUCAAAAGUUAGCUAACUAACUUAUCUUACUGUAUUUGAAGAUACACAUUUCACGUUGUCAAUGAAAACGUUCAUUUGUAUUUCUUUUUUUUAACACUAAUGUUUCAUCUAACGUUAGCUAACUACAGUAAUAUUAUGUUUAGACUCAUGGUAAUGGCCGUAUUUAGAGAGGUGCAGCCUGCAUUGAUGAGAUAUCAAGGUACCAUUAACAUAAGUUAGUUAGUCCUGCUUCGCAGAUAUGCACACAACCCUGUCGCCAGACCUGAAAAGACAAGGACGAGGCAAACAUGCAGUCACAUUGUCUGCUAAACCUAGCUUAGCUAAAUAGAUUUUAAGCUAGUGUGGACAGGCUAGCUCAAUGUUAGAAAGUGUUUAUGGAUUACGUUAUACACAGUUCACAUAAAGUUAUCAUAAACAGCCUCUUCUUCUUCCACAUGUUAUGUUUCAUAUUAGUAAAGGUUUUUUCCGUAGGUGGCCAAGAUGUUGAUAAAAGUAAAACACAGAGAGACAAAGAAAUAUGUCAAAUUGGAAGAAGUCAGCUUCACAGAUUUUAUGAGUGCAGUGCAGCAGAAGUUUCUCAUACCAGAAAAUGCAGCACUGAAAGUCACAGAUGAGCAGGGUAUAGAGGUGGAUGAGGAUGUCUUUCCUGAACUUGCAGGAGUCAAAGAGGUGUGUUUUGUCAUCUAUACAGCUGAAGACAUCCUGGAAACACAAUCAUCCAAGAAGCUGCGUGACUGCUCAGACCUAACACACUAUGUGACACUCACACCUUGUGAUUUGACUGUCCUGAAGCAACAUGUGGAAGAGCCCUCCUCUCCAAGUCUAACAGAUACAUUGUCUGUCUCAACCACCAGCAGUCAGAGCAGUGACACAAGCGAUGCCGGACUUCAAAUGGUUCAGCCUCUAUUGGACAGCAUACAUGCAAGAAAUACAGUGGAGCAGAUUCUGACUUCCAAACCAGCAGGGGUGACUGUCAUCCAUGAGUAUGAAAAAACUGGGAGUUUGAAAGAUUCCACCAGGCGAUUAAUGGUGAACAUCAUUGUAGCUCACAUGCGUGAAAAGGAAGGGAGAACUGUAAGUAAAGCAACGAAGGAGUUUCAUGCACUUGGAAUCGUGUCACUCUUCCCAUCUUUGAAGGAUCCGUACUCCAAAAAGGGAUAUGAGCAUUUCUAUGACAUUCAGAGCAACAAAGGUUUUCUUGAAUGGCGUAUCAAGACUGUGCAACGUCAAUCCAAACCCCCCACUGCAUCACAGAACAGAGUGGAACUGAAAGGAGGGCCCACAUCACGAAGGAAGUUUGGUUUCACUAAUGACCAGCAAACAAGAGAUCAAUGUAUGGAAGCCAUGUCUCUUCUUCAUCACACCACUGACCAAGAUAUAGUCUUCCAGAAGAUGAGAGAGACAUUCUACUAUCGUCAGCAGAUACUCCAUGACCCACAAGAAUCAGCAAACAUUCUUCAGAUGUUUCCUCGGUUUUUGGACACUAAAGGACUGAUUUUGCAGGACUUUGCAAUGAUGUUUGGAGUAGAGACUGCUUCCAGGUUCCUGGAAAAAUGGAACACCAGUUUUAAAGACAAGGUUGCCAGGGAAGCCAGAGACCUUAAAGAGACUUGUCUUCUGAAAAGAUUGCUGAAAUCUGCUUUGAACGAAGAAAUGGAUGAUGCUGAUGAGCCAGCAUUAGUAUUUAACUCCUUAACACUGUCUGCAGAGUGGGACAGCGACAUGGCUUCUCUUCUUGUUCUGCUGCACCUUCUCACGCCACAACCAGCUGGAAGGAAACGGCCAAAGAAGAUGAGUGUUGGAGAGGCAAUAGAUCAUCUGGUUAAAUUUCACAAGUCUUGCCAGAGCCUUGAGGAUCACCUCAUGAACAAUGAAGGAAACCCUCAGCCAUAUCUCCUGGCCACAGGGACUUCAAAAGCACAGGUUUUCAGCUUCUACAUAGUCUUGGAUCGAAAGCUUCUUCCAUGUCAGUCAGGCACAUCACUGGGUGCAUUUGAUGAGCUGUUCAAGUGCCACUUUGUUUUCAGUGUGAAAUAUGAAGACGCUCUGUCCAGCCUGUACACAUUUUUGCAGACCACUGUGUACAAUAUUGAUGUAGGUACAACAGUGGAAAGUCCAAGAGUCAAAGAGUUGCGAGCAAAGCUGUUGAAUAAGUAGUAACCAGGUUAUGCAUUCAAAAUGCUGACCUGCUUUCUCUGUGCUUUAUCCUUUGGUACAGCUUUACUUUUGUUCAGACAUUUAAAACUAGUUCAUGGAAUGUAUCCUGGCAAAAAUUUGAAACUAAAAUGUGGUCAGAUAGGAUGUUGUUUACAAUUCUCAAGUUAUUCUGGAUUUAGAAGACAUCUGAAUAAGAUACAUGCUACUGUUAGCACAUGUGUUCCUCAUGAGACCCCUUCUGACCAUGAUACCCAACAGUUUAGUAGUUCUCAGUGCUUAAAUGAUGAAACACCAUCCACAUCAUCUCAGUGCCAAAAUUCUGAAGCAGGCCCUUCAUUCUCAAAUCAGAGCAAGGACAUGUGUGCCUCCAUUAUUGCCAGACUUUUAGGAAGUGGUGUACCAAAUACUGUAGUUCUUUCUACAGUUCAGAACUUAGAGGAAUUUGUGGGAGAUUGGCAAUCUAAUAUUCAGGAACAAUUAUUGACCCUAUUACCGAAUGACAGUCCCUCCAGAUCAGCCAUUGCAGAUUUAUUUAAAAAUUUGGACAAUCCGUUUAGUCACUUGAAUUCUGAAAGCA